This is a messenger RNA of Penaeus vannamei (Pacific white shrimp), 1972 nucleotides long. NCBI's taxonomy places the organism in Eukaryota, Metazoa, Arthropoda, Malacostraca, Decapoda, Penaeidae. The record is from RefSeq and is a predicted model, not a curated record.
AUGGUUGCAGGGCUCGCUCGUGACUGGUCGAGAUCCCUGUGGGAGAUCCUGAGAAAGAAAAUUAAUAAUCUGUACUCAUAUUUACUCAAAACCUAUGAUAAUGAGAUACGGUUUAGAACGAUCACUAAUCCGACUCCCACCUUGCAGAUUCUCGAACAAGAGAAGCACGGACUGCGCCGGAAGCUGACCGCGACCGAGAGCGAAUAUGAGGUCAAAAUCCAAGAACUCUCCGUUGACCUUCAUCAUGCAAAGUCCGAGAUCGCAGAGCAGCGCGAGGCCGUGCGCCAGAGCGAGCGAGACAAAAGUCAGCUGAUCGACCAACUCACGGAACAGAACCAGCGACUCACCACACAGCUGAAAGACAGCUCCAAGCAUGAGCAGCAACUGGAGCAACAACUGCAACUCCUUCGGGAUCAGUUCAACAUCCGAAAGUCGAACAUGUCGGAACAGGUGUCGACGCUGGAGGUCCUGCGGCAGGAAAUCGACAUCUUGACCGACAAGAAGAUCGAACUUGAGCGAAGGAUCGACAGCCUCUUGAGCGACCGCGAAGGACUCAGCGUCAACCUCGACGAGUCCGCCGACAGGAUCCAGAUGCUCGAGAAACAGUACAGGGAGCAGGAGAUCAUGCUCCGAAACAGCCACCGGGAACUCGAGGACCUCCGCCACACGAACGAGUCCUUGACGGGUCGUCUGGAGGCCGUGAGUCGAAAUUCCUCCUCGCCUUCCAUGGGGCAGACGUCGCUCCUCAACGAGAUGGACAUGUCGGACCACGAGGCGUCCCGACCCCACUCGCACCCCAGCAUGCAAGAGGACCUGCUGGACAUGGACGAGUUCGAGUGCGACGACCCCAUCAUUUACCCGACUUCGGACGCCGAGACUCUCAAGACCGACACACCUUCUCUGCGUCAGGAGGUGGUGGAAGUGAUCGGUCAGCUGCGGGUUCUGACGGACCAGCUGAGGCACCGCAGAAGGAACUCCCUGACGUCCCUCUCGACCAACUCCUCGGAUGAGCUCUCGCCGGAUAAGUUGAAGACCGGCGUCCUAGGAGCUGUGGCGAAGGAGUUACGCGGCCUGGUGCGGGACCUCCUUCGUCGAGAGGCCCAGGGGCAGUGCGGUGCUUGCGGACGCGGCGGAGAGGACCGUGUUCAGCUGGAACAGGAGGUCCACCGCGCCCUCGAAGCUGUCGACAAGCUGAACAUCGAGCUUAACGAGACCAAAGAUAAACUCAAGGCCAAGAGCGACGAGGCCGAUGAGUUCAGUCAUCAAGUGACACUCGGGGAGGCGCAGCUCAAAGCCGUCACAGAGGAGAGAGACAACCUCAAGCAUGACCUUGAGAACACGCACCUUGCCAAGGACGAACUGGUCAAGAAGGCGUGGGACAUGCGAGACAACGCCGUGGCCCGGAAGAACGCUUGCGAGAUCGAGCUGGCAAGGACCCGCAUCGACGUCAUGCAGAUCAACUCGCAGCUCAUGGAGGCCAUCCAGCAGAAGGUCGAGCUCUCGCAGCAGCUGGAGCAGUGGCAGGUGGACAUGCAGCAGCUCCUGGACGAGCAGAUGAGGAAGAAGCUGUCCAAGCUGGAGAUGGCCGCCGGAGCCUCACGGUCCCAGGUCCACGCCCAGACCAACGGCAGCGACUCCGACUCCUCCUGCAGCGGCAAGACCUCCCCGAGGAAGAACUCGCGCCUCUUCUCCCUGCUGACGACUCUCAAGCGGUAACCCCGAGACAUAGCUUACGAGAGCGAGAGUCAGCGGCCGGUUAGGGAAAGAAGGAAGAAACUGUAGCUUCAUCAGUGACUAUGUUCAUUCUGUUUUUCUUUAUUCGUGUGAAAGGAACGGAGUCGUCAUCUCUUGUAACACCUUUUUAAAAGAAAACCUGGAUUCUUUCUGUUGAUAUGAUUAGAACUACAACAAAACAGCGGAUUCACUUGUAACACUUUUUAAAAAAUCAAAAUGGCAUUAUUGUGUAUAUGUU